Gracilinanus agilis (Agile Gracile Mouse Opossum) is the source of this 1164-nucleotide messenger RNA. It is a transcript of the gene BCAS2, whose product is annotated as BCAS2 pre-mRNA processing factor. Gene Ontology annotation, cellular component: Prp19 complex; catalytic step 2 spliceosome; precatalytic spliceosome. Bases 219 to 896 code for a protein of 225 amino acids. The record is from RefSeq and is a predicted model, not a curated record. NCBI's taxonomy places the organism in Eukaryota, Metazoa, Chordata, Mammalia, Didelphimorphia, Didelphidae. Gene Ontology annotation, biological process: mRNA processing. The transcript has 7 exons.
GUCCAUAUCGGCCCUUCUUCUGAGCCUGGGGAAGUCAGGCAGAAAAAAAACAGAGGGGAAACGUCUGGCAAAAGGUUGAACAUACUUAUUUAACAAUUGCAUCUGAGCACGCGCGUGAAAGCUGCGCACGCGCACGAUUGGUAACUUCUUCGCCGUGUGGACGCAGGCGCCUACGGUUCAGCCGGGAAGCGGGCGUUGCGUGAAGCUGAGGCUACAGGAUGGCGGGCACUGGACUUGUGGCUGGGGAGGCGGUGGUGGACGCCCUGCCAUACUUCGAUCAGGGUUACGAAGCACCUGGCGUGCGAGAAGCGGCUGCUGCCUUGGUAGAGGAGGAAACACGUCGGUAUCGGCCAACCAAAAACUAUCUGAGCUAUCUACCUGCCCCGGAUUACUCAGCCUUUGAGACUGACAUUAUGAGAAACGAAUUUGAAAGACUGGCUGCCCGACAACCAAUUGAAUUGCUUAGCAUGAAACGAUAUGAACUUCCAGCUCCCUCUUCUGGGCAGAAAAAUGAUAUCACUGCAUGGCAGGAAUGUGUAAACAACUCAAUGGCCCAAUUGGAACAUCAGGCAGUUCGAAUUGAGAACCUUGAGUUGAUGUCACAACAUGGUUGUAAUGCCUGGAAAGUAUAUAAUGAAAAUCUAGUUCAUAUGAUUGAACAAGCCCAGAAGGAACUGCAGAAGUUAAGAAAACAUAUUCAGGACCUAAACUGGCAGAGGAAGAAUAUGCAACUCACUGCUGGGUCUAAAUUACGAGAAAUGGAAUCAACUUGGGUCUCUCUCGUCAGUAAGAAUUAUGAGAUCGAACGGACUAUUGUACAGCUAGAAAAUGAAAUCUUCCAAAUCAAGCAGCAGCAUGGUGAAGCAAACAAAGAAAACAUCCAGCAAGAUUUCUGAAAAAAGUAGACUUUAGGGAAAGGGAGAGAAGGGCAUCUUAGAAAUGUCUUAAGGCAUCUGGAAUUUGAAUUAUCUUCAAGUCUUGGUGAGAGCCUGUUGAGGGAAUAAUUAUGACCUGAAUAGCCUGGCUAAAUGCUUAGGAGUAUGGUGGAAACUUAGGAAAUGUGCCGAAUGUGUGAAUUAGUGGUUCUUUGUACUAUAUUUAACACUAUUUGUAUAUUUUCUUGACAAAUAAAUUUUUACCUUAAAAUAGUUUUGAUAACUUGAA